Messenger RNA from Pteropus alecto (black flying fox), 2936 nucleotides. RefSeq lists its product as uncharacterized. Lineage: Eukaryota; Metazoa; Chordata; Mammalia; Chiroptera; Pteropodidae. The transcript is spliced from 4 exons. The record is from RefSeq and is a predicted model, not a curated record. Bases 134 to 706 code for a protein of 190 amino acids.
UUAAAACUUUCACGUGUGCGUGGAGUGAAUGUGCCGUGUAUCUCUUUCCUCUGCGGGCCUUAGCAACACUUUCAAUCUAGCGGCGCUGUGACGCGCAUGCGCGCGCUGGGUUGGGGACACCCCGGUCCCACGGAUGCGUGGGCCUCAUCGUCUAUCUCCGGCAAGGGGAGGGUGUGAGCGACGCGGGUGCAGGACCCGACGAGGUGGUGGAGAGUGUGCCAUCCUGGGCUUGGAGCCAGUGGCACCGGCUCCAGCACCGAUGCCGCCCCGACCAGUGUCCCAGGGAUAUAACUCCGGACCGAGGGCCGAGGAGACGGAGCGCUUCUCAAGUGGUGGCAGGAAAGCUAGUGUCCCCGCGCCGUUCCGGACAUGGGCGCUUCGGAUGAGGCGUGCUCCCGCGACCCCGAUGAAUUUCCUGAAUGCUUUUCCUCACUUCUCUUCCUCGGGCUCCGCGGGACCGGAGCGCUCCGGUGGCGCGCGGCCCCGGGUGCAACGCGAAGGGGGACGCGGAGAGGGGUGGCCAGUGCGGGAUCUCCUCGAACGCCACCUGCGAGGGGCGGACGCGGGCCCAAUUCAGCAGCACGAGGACGGGAGCGCGUGGUGUGAGCAGCUGGAGCACACCCUGGGCGCCAGCGGCCGGGCUUCAACGGGAGAACUAGACUGGAAAGUGGCUGCCCAAUGCGUUGUGCACCAGAUGAGCGGAUAAUUGAAGAAAGGAACUAACUGGAGAAGGCACGCUCUCUGACCCAUGUGAGGUUCAGUUUUUCCGAAUUGAAUCCAGUUUGGAGUAUUUUUUAAUGGAGAGAAAAAAAGUUACAGGUGUAGAAACUCAAUUUAGGAGGAAAAUUAUUAUACUUUUAUAUACUAGCUUUAAUAUUCUCGUGUAGAAAAUCAAUUUUAGAUUAAAGUGUAGUUUUAAUGAAUCAGUUUGAAGAGUUUUUUUUAAAGACUAGAAUUAGUGGUAUGAGGUACCAUGAUGGAAGCUCAACAUUUAAGAUUUCUUCACUAGUUAAAUGUAUUACUAAUUCUGCAUCUCUGAUUUUUUUUGACAAAAUUUAACCCAUCAUGGAAGAGGUAGGGGAACCUUGUGAGCUCCUUUCAAGUAUGGACUCACUUCCUUGCUGCAUGUCCUUAGGUAAAAUAAGCACUUGGAAAUAGGAGGUUUCUCAUGGAUGAUAAUGACAUGAAGGAAAGAAGAGCUAAUCUGCCUUCUUUGGGUUUAAUGGAGAAAAUGGGUCCAUAAAUGUUUAAACAGAACAAGAGCCCUUUGAAAUAGAUCAAAAUGUGACAUCUCUAGGCCAUCUGUGCAUUAUGUGAAGAGUGCAGAAGACUGUUUCUUAAACCAGCUCUAAAAUUUCUCUCAUUUUCUAUUAAUGGGGUGGGGGCAGGGACUAUUCAUUUAAUGUAUCAGUCACUUCUUGUACAGAGCCUUACCUCAAGAAGAAAAUACGCUGACUUUUAUGUGCAUCUUUAGAUAAACAUGGAGUGGACAUAAUGGGCCUAUGAAUUUACUGUGAUGCAGAUACCAAGUUUACUAAGGUGGAGAUGAGUCCAAAAUCUACUCAUAUUUAAGAAUUAGACUUGCAAUUGCCAGUGUUAUUUGUGUUCAAUUCUUUGUAAAUAACUCAGGGUAUUAAUAUUUCUCAGGAUUUGGCUGACACUCUAAAAUUUAUCUUGGACUCUCUAAGCCAAAGGAAAACAUGUUUUAGGAAUAUUAACUAGUAGUCAUGUUCAGUGUCUAAUUAUUUAUUUAUUUUUAACCAGGUGAGUCUGAACAGAUCGGUGAAGAUGGAAAAGAAGAUCUUGUGGGAGACAAUUUUGCUACAGGGAUGAGCCUUGGCCAUGUAAAAGUGCUUACAGUGCAGGUAGCUUUUUGAGAUCUACUGCAAUGCAAGCACUUCUUACAUUACCAUGGUGAUUUAAUCAAUGCUAUUGAGAACUGUAGUUUGUGCAUAAUUAAGUUGUUGAUGCUUCUGAGCUGUUAUUCAUAAUGUGUCUCUUGUGUUAAGGUGCAUCUAGUGCAGUUAGUGAAGCAGCUUAGAAUCUACUGCCCUAAAUGCCCCUUCUGGCACAGGCUGCCUAAUAUACAGCAUUAAAAGUAUGCCUUGAGUAAUCAUUUGAAUAGAACAAGUUUCAAAGGUUUGAUAUUUCAUUGUUUGUUGGGAGCAGAUGUCGGGGACUAUGUGCAGUUGCGUACCAAGGAUAAGAUCCUAGUAGUACCAAAGUGCUCAUAGUGCAGGUAGUUUUGGCAUUACUCUACUGUAGUGUGGGCACUUCCAGUACUCUAGGAUGAUGAAUCUCUUUUCAAUGGAGAGAAUAUUCAAAGACACUGCUACUUACGGUUAGUUUUGCAGGUUUGCAUUUCAGCGUAUAUAUGUAUAUAUGGCUGUGCAAAUCCAUGCAAAACUGAUUGUGAUAAUGUGUGCUGUCUACGGUUUUGAGACUGCUUUCCGACUGUCUUCACGUGCAUCUCCAGCAUUCGCACCCAUUCAUCCAUGGGUGGGGAUUUGUUGCAUUACUUGUAUUAUUCAUAAAGUAUUGCACUUGUCCCGGCCUGUGGAAGAAAAGAGGAUUUUAUCUUCUUAUUUUAAUUUUUGAAAGCUGUAAGAUCAGACAUUGUAAAAUGACAUGUUUUGCUGUUGUCGGGUGGAUCACGAUGCAAUUUUGAUUAGUAUAAUAGGAGAAAAAUUGCACGGUAUCCAUCUGUAAACCGCAGGACCUUUCUUGACGGCAGUCCUUAUCAGUACUAAAGUAAGAUGGUACGGUCUUUAGUCACUGCUAUUAAAAAUGUUUUUGAAAUGUAGGAAUUUUUAAAACGAUAAAAAUUUUAAAUAAAAUUGAAAGCAUGAAGUGUGUUACGUGAAUGAUCAGAUUGUUAAUUCAUGUAAAUGGACCUCAAUUUUGCAAAAUAAAUGAAAUUUUUGAUCUGAAAAAAA